This is a messenger RNA of Vollenhovia emeryi, 5083 nucleotides long. RefSeq names its product probable multidrug resistance-associated protein lethal(2)03659. The record is from RefSeq and is a predicted model, not a curated record. Gene Ontology annotation, molecular function: ATP binding; ATP hydrolysis activity; ABC-type transporter activity. Gene Ontology annotation, cellular component: membrane. Gene Ontology annotation, biological process: transmembrane transport. The coding region runs from base 615 to 4667 and encodes 1350 amino acids. The transcript is spliced from 15 exons. Lineage: Eukaryota; Metazoa; Arthropoda; Insecta; Hymenoptera; Formicidae.
AGAAUGCGAGCUCUGUGAACGGUUCGAAAAGAGUUAUUGUUACGCACCAAAGGAACUGUUAUGAUUCGCGGCUGUGGAACAAAGUAUUCGAUGUCGCGGAUGAAGUGUACUUGGAACAGCAAACACAUAGACGCAGAGAACACGAAAACAUUGAAACAACGAGCGAUAAGAAAAGUGAGAAAUGUACCGCGAGAAGAUUUAUCGGGGAUGUUUAAUCAACGCCGCGGAGCACAGCUGCCCCAGCUUUUCGUAACGAAUCGUAAUAACGCGCAAUAACGCGAAACUCGCGUGCCGAGCGAGGGAAAAAUAACUUCUCCGGGCUCGAUUACGAUUACAAUCGAGCUACGUGAAAUCCCACGCAUCGCUGAUAAGCGCGAUAUGGUAACCGCCGGUGCCUAGAUAAGAUAUUGCGGACUUUAUCAAAUCUCCCUCGGCGACGGAAAGAAGAGACGAGGCGCGUGUAGCAGUUGCCUCACGAUUGGUACACGAUGUAGUUGCUCUCCGAGGUCUCUCUUCGUCGUCUUCUUCUCCUCUUUUCUUCUCCGCGACGGGUGUGAUCGGAUGCAAUCGCGUCGCGUGCGCACGUAAGAAUCCUGUGAGAUUGUGCCGUCAUCAUGGAUGGAAAAGUGUACACAGAGAAACAGAAGAAUCCCAGGGCGGGCGCCAACGUCCUCAGCGCCUUGACAUUCUCUUGGAUCCUACGCAUUUUCUGGGUGGGUUACCGCAGAGAUCUUGAAGUAACUGAUUUGUACACACCGCUUAAAGAGCAUACAAGUGGUAUUCUUGGUGUUAAAAUAGCGAAGGCCUGGGAGAAAGAAUACGAGGCGUACCAGCGUCGACUGGAGCAGAGCACGAAGAGCGGCUCGCAGAAGAAGGUCAGGCAGCCCAGCCUGACGAGAGUCCUCAUCAGAUGUUUCGGCUUUCACACCAUGCUGUACGGGAUUUUUAUGGCCGUUAUGGAGAUCGUGCUCAGGGUGGCGCAACCGUUAUUGCUCGGCCAGAUGUUGCGCUAUUUCAACACCAUGGAAGUUGACAAGCUCUACGCGUAUCUCUGCGCCGUCGGUGUCAUUAUGUGCUCCGCCCUCAACGUGUUCGUCGUCCACCCCUAUAUGAUGGGCAUCCUGCACAUGGGCAUGAAGGUCCGCGUGGCCUGCUGCUCGCUCAUCUACCGUAAGACGCUGAGGAUGACCAGGACCGCGCUAGGCGAGACGACGAUCGGCCAGGCGGUCAAUCUGUUGUCCAACGACGUCAACAGAUUCGACGUCAGCAUCAUAUUCCUCCACUACUUAUGGCUCGGACCGUUGGAGACCAUCAUCAUCACGUACGUCAUGUACCACCUUAUCGACAUCGGAGUCUCGUCUAUCAUCGGUGUCACUUCUCUGCUUAUGUUCAUCCCUCUACAAGCGUGGUUGGGCAAAAAGUCGUCGGUGCUGAGAUUAAGAACCGCCAUCAGGACCGACGAGAGGGUGCGACUGACGAACGAGAUUAUCAGCGGAAUUCAAGCCAUCAAGAUGUACACCUGGGAGAAUCCCUUCAGCGCGCUCAUAGAAAAAGCAAGAAGGAAGGAAAUAAACGUCAUCCGAUGGGCGUCGUAUAUCAGGGGUGUCACCAUGUCGUUCAUCAUCUUCUCCACGAGGAUGUCACUGUUCAUCACGGUACUGGCUUACGUGCUGUUCGGCAACAAGAUAACAGCCGAGAAGGUGUUUGUCAUAACCGCAUAUUACAACAGUUUACGCACAACUAUGACUGUUUUCUUUCCGCAAGGAAUAACGCAGGUAGCAGAAGCGAUGGUAUCCAUAAAACGGCUGCAGAAGUUCUUGAUGUAUGACGAACUGACACCUCCCGCGAUCGAAGCGAACAAGAACAACGUGGAUAACGCGAAGGAAAAUAACAAGGAAGACGCGAAAGAGAACAAUAAGGAAGACGUAAAGGAGAACACGAAGGAAGAUCCGGCCGAGCGGAAGAAGAGCGACUACACGGUCGUAAACCAGCCGAAUCAUAUCGAGCACAGCCUCUCCAUCGAGAACGGCAGCGCCAAGUGGCUGGAGUAUGAGCGGGAAGACACCCUGAAGAAUAUCAACAUAAAGGUGCGUCCUGGUGAACUGAUCGCCGUCGUCGGUCAGGUCGGCGCGGGCAAGAGCAGUCUGUUGAACGUCAUCCUGAAAGAACUGCGCUUGCAGGAAGGCUCCAUUCAAGUCAACGGCAAGAUUGCCUAUGCUAGUCAAGAACCAUGGCUGUUUGCCGGGUCGGUGAGACAGAACAUUCUUUUCGGACGGAAGAUGGAUCAGGUUCGAUACGACCGCGUGACUAAAGUGUGUCAGUUAAGGAGGGAUUUCAGUCUGCUGCCUUAUGGCGAUAAGACGAUCGUAGGCGAGAGAGGUAUCAGUCUCUCCGGUGGCCAGCGUGCAAGAAUAAACUUGGCGAGAGCCGUUUACGCCGAUGCCGACAUAUUUCUCAUGGAUGAUCCUCUGAGCGCCGUGGACGCCCAUGUGGGCAAGCACAUGUUUGAAGAAUGCAUCGACAAAUAUCUAAAAGGCAAAACUCGGAUUCUCGUGACUCAUCAGUUGCAAUAUCUGCGCAACGUUGGUAGAAUUAUCGUUCUAAAGGACGGUGCCAUUCAGGCUGAAGGCUCCUACGACGAAUUGGGCUCUAUGGGGGUGGAUUUCGGUCGGCUGUUGGAGAAUCAGGAGAAAGCGGACGAGAAAUCCUCUCGACCCCCUUCGGCUCCUGUUAGCCGUAGCAAUUCGCGUACCGCCAGUAUCACGUCGCUGAGCUCCUUCAUGACGAAUGACACUUCGAAACAAGAGCCUGAGGAGGUGGCUGAAAUGCGAACAGUCGGCACUGUUUCCAGCGACGUAUACACAGGUUACCUCAAAGCUGGCGGCAAUUGGUGUGUUAUAUUUAUAGUGGCUAUGCUUUGCUUAGUGACGCAAUUAGCGUCCAGUGGCGGCGACUUCUUUAUCGCGGUAUGGGUUGAGCUAGAGGAACACUAUGUGAAUCAAACAGACGAGGGCGUUGUGGAAGACCCGACGAGUCCCUUUACCCGCAUGGAGUGCAUCUACAUCUACAGCAUACUGACUGCGAUGACGAUCUUCGUCACUCUGAUCCGCUCGUGGACCUUCUUCUGGAUGUGUAUGCGAGCUUCAAUAAACUUGCACGAUCGUAUGUUCCGCAGCAUCAGUCGCGCGACUAUGCGAUUCUUCAACACCAACACGUCGGGACGUGUGCUCAAUCGUUUCUCUAAGGACAUGGGCGCGGUGGACGAGAUGCUACCCACUGCACUUAUCGAUUGUGUUCAGAUAGGUCUGGUGCUGCUGGGUAUCAUCAUCGUGGUCGCCGUCGCGAACGUGUGGCUGCUGAUACCCACGGUGUUCGUCGCCAUUGUCUUUUAUUACCUGAGAAUCGUCUACCUGGCCACCAGUCGUAGCGUCAAGCGUCUCGAAGGCAUCACCCGCUCGCCGGUCUUCGGUCACCUGAGCGCGACUCUUCAAGGACUACCGACGAUCCGCGCGUUUGGUGCGGAAGCGAUCCUCACGAGGGAGUUUGAUAAUCACCAGGAUCUCCAUUCGUCCGCUUGGUACAUCUUCAUCGCGUCCUCGCGCGCCUUCGGCUUCUGGCUGGAUGUCUUCUGCGUGCUCUACAUCAUGCUGGUUACGCUGAGCUUCCUCGUGCUGGACAGUUACGGUCGCGGCUCGAUGGACGGCGGAUACGUAGGCCUGGCGAUCACUCAGAGUAUCGGACUCACCGGCAUGUUCCAGUGGGGUAUGCGCCAAAGCGCCGAGCUGGAGAACCAAAUGACCUCGGUGGAGCGCAUUCUUGAGUACAGCAAAGUAGACAGCGAGCCGCCUCUCGAGAGCGCCCCGGAUAAGAAGCCCAAGGCGGAGUGGCCACAGGAAGGCAAGAUUGAGUUCAAAGACGUGUUCCUGCGCUACGCGCCGUUGGAGCCGCCGGUGCUGAGAAACCUCAACUUCAUCAUCUUCCCGCGCGAGAAAAUCGGCAUCGUCGGCAGGACUGGCGCCGGCAAGUCGUCCCUGAUCCAGGCGCUCUUCCGCCUGGCCGACGUGGACGGCGUGAUCGAGAUCGACAAAGUUGACACGGGCAAAAUCGGCCUGCACGAUCUGCGCUCCAAGAUCAGCAUCAUCCCUCAGGAACCGUUCCUGUUCUCCGGUAGUCUGAGACGAAACCUCGACCCGUUCGACAUGUACAUGGACGAUCCGCUGUGGCAGGCCCUUGAGGAGGUCGAGUUGAAGGAGAUGGGUCUGGAGGCUCACAUCUAUGAGGGCGGCUCCAAUCUCAGUGUCGGUCAGCGUCAACUUGUCUGCCUGGCACGCGCCAUCGUCAGAAACAACCCGAUACUCGUGCUGGAUGAAGCGACGGCAAACGUGGAUCCGCGGACGGACGAGCUGAUUCAGAUGACGAUCAGAAAGAAGUUCGAGAAAUGUACAGUGUUGACAAUCGCUCAUCGACUCAAUACCGUCAUGGACAGCGACCGCGUCCUGGUGAUGGACGCCGGCAACGUGAUGGAAUUCGAUCAUCCCCACGUGCUGCUGCAGAAGGAGACGGGCUAUCUGAAGAGCAUGGUGCACGAGACCGGCAAGGCGAUGGCGGAUGCUCUGACCGCCGUAGCCCGUGACUGCUACCAGAAUCGCGCGUUCACGGCGCUUUGAUGCACCAUCGACGUUUUAUUUCUCGCAAUUGCGUCCGACAGACACCGUGAUAGGUUGCUGCGAAAGUCCCGUCGGUUUUUACAACCGUCUCUCAGACAAAAUCCUACGGAUUCGGGAAGUAAGGGAAAGGUGGAAUUGCGGGGUGAAAUUUCUUUUGAAAAUAUAGAAUUUACACUCGAAUUUAUUCUACUUACCGUCCUCCACGUUCUAUUUGCGUCCUCAAAAGUCUACUCCUUUCUUUCGACGUGUUAUAGUGUUUAAGAUAUUUCAUUCAUCGGCAUGCGUGAAUUUGGGGAAUCAAAAAAGGAAAAUCGAGAAACGAGAAUGUUUUGAGGAUAGAAACAAUUUGGGAUGUCAGGGUUUAGGAUAAAUAAAAUCUAAAAUGAUUCAAGAGUUAAUUAAGAAGUACAAAAAAA